AUGGACGACACCACCCUGCCACCAAUAGCCAUAUGGAUUGCAGACAUAGUGAAAUAUGAACACAUUCCAAAUGAAACACCCUUGUUAGUUACUAGCCAAGGGGGAGUACCAUUUUUCUGGGAGUCAAUGGUGAAAGAGGGAGGUUUCAUGCUUAUCCCUAAUUUAAGGGACCCAAUGUCAUAUAAAUCAUUUUUGCCCCAAUCUCUAGCUUCCAAAAUCCCAUUUUCAUUUACCAAGAUUGAGGAAUUGAAGAAGAUUUUUGGUGUGGUGGAUGAAUCAGACAUGGAUGAGUAUACUCAAGACACUCUAAAGAUAUGUGAGAAGAGCCCCAAUCUUCGAGGGGAGCAUAGCAUAUGUGCUACUUCCGCUGAAGAUCUCAUCGAUUUUGUUGUUGAGAAAUUAGGAAACCAUGUACGCGUAUGGAGUACUGAGAGUAUCGAAGGAUCUUAUGGGAACGUCACAAUUGGAUCUGUGAAACUCAUAGUUGGAAACCUCUCUGAACCACCAGCCUUAUGUCAUAGUCAGCUGCUCCCAUUUCAAAUCUAUUAUUGUCAUGUUUUAGAUAAAGUAAAAAUAUAUGCAGUUGAUUUACAUGCUCGGAAGAAAGUGAAUCAUGCGAUUAUGGCAUGUCACUAUGACACAUCAACUUGGACUCCGAAACAUCUAAACAUCUUGCUUUUAAGAUUCUAG
This is a messenger RNA of Macadamia integrifolia, 690 nucleotides long. RefSeq names its product polygalacturonase-1 non-catalytic subunit beta-like. The record is from RefSeq and is a predicted model, not a curated record. Lineage: Eukaryota; Viridiplantae; Streptophyta; Magnoliopsida; Proteales; Proteaceae. The transcript has a single exon. Bases 1 to 690 code for a protein of 229 amino acids.